Messenger RNA from Mus musculus (house mouse), 1780 nucleotides. RefSeq names its product homeobox A2 (gene Hoxa2). Bases 185 to 1303 code for a protein of 372 amino acids. Gene Ontology annotation, cellular component: nucleus. The record is from RefSeq and is marked reviewed. Gene Ontology annotation, biological process: regulation of DNA-templated transcription; rhombomere 3 development; anterior/posterior pattern specification. The transcript is spliced from 2 exons. Gene Ontology annotation, molecular function: DNA binding; sequence-specific double-stranded DNA binding; DNA-binding transcription factor activity, RNA polymerase II-specific. Lineage: Eukaryota; Metazoa; Chordata; Mammalia; Rodentia; Muridae.
AGUUUAAUAGUAGCGCGGUCCCCAUACGGCUGUAAUCAGUGAAUUAGAAAAAAAACACCCCAGCAGCGAUCUUCUAUGAUAGAUUUUUUUUUCCUUCGCGCUCGCCUUUUUCCUGGGCCUUGCCCCCCCAAAGCCCCUCCAAAAGAGGGAACUUUUCCUCCGAGGGGGCUCCAAGGAGAAGGCCAUGAAUUACGAAUUUGAGCGAGAGAUUGGUUUUAUCAAUAGCCAGCCGUCGCUCGCUGAGUGCCUGACAUCUUUUCCCCCUGUCGCUGAUACAUUUCAAAGUUCAUCAAUCAAGACCUCGACGCUUUCACACUCGACACUGAUUCCUCCUCCUUUUGAGCAGACCAUUCCCAGCCUGAACCCGGGCAGUCACCCUCGCCACGGCGCUGGCGUUGGCGGCCGCCCCAAGUCGAGCCCCGCGGGCAGUCGCGGCAGCCCGGUGCCUGCCGGCGCCCUGCAGCCGCCUGAGUAUCCCUGGAUGAAGGAGAAGAAGGCGGCCAAGAAAACCGCGCUGCCGCCCGCCGCCGCCUCCACGGGCCCUGCCUGCCUCGGCCACAAAGAAUCCCUGGAAAUAGCUGAUGGCAGCGGCGGGGGAUCCAGGCGUCUGAGAACCGCGUACACCAACACUCAGCUUUUGGAGCUGGAAAAGGAAUUUCAUUUCAACAAGUACCUUUGCAGACCCCGCAGGGUGGAAAUCGCCGCGCUGCUGGAUUUGACCGAGAGACAAGUGAAAGUGUGGUUUCAGAACCGGAGAAUGAAGCAUAAGAGGCAAACCCAGUGCAAGGAGAACCAAAACAGCGAAGGGAAAUUUAAAAACCUGGAGGACUCGGACAAAGUGGAGGAAGACGAGGAAGAGAAGUCACUCUUUGAGCAAGCCCUCAGUGUCUCCGGGGCCCUUCUGGAGAGGGAAGGGUACACUUUUCAGCAAAAUGCGCUCUCUCAACAGCAGGCUCCCAAUGGACACAAUGGCGACUCCCAAACUUUCCCAGUUUCGCCUUUAACCAGCAAUGAGAAAAAUUUGAAACAUUUUCAGCACCAGUCACCCACUGUUCCUAACUGCUUGUCAACAAUGGGCCAGAACUGUGGAGCUGGCCUAAACAAUGACAGUCCCGAGGCCAUCGAGGUCCCCUCUUUGCAGGACUUCAAUGUUUUCUCCACAGAUUCCUGCCUGCAGCUUUCAGAUGCACUGUCGCCCAGCUUGCCUGGCUCCCUGGACAGUCCUGUAGAUAUCUCAGCUGACAGCUUUGACUUUUUUACAGACACACUCACCACAAUCGACCUACAGCAUCUGAAUUACUAAGAACAUUAAAGCAAAACAAAGCUUCACAAAACAAAACGCCUUUGACCAGGUGGCUUUGCCUUCUUUUAUUCUGGGAGUUGAUUUUCGUUUUAGUUUCUUCUUGAUCUACCCCUACUCUCUCAAAUGUUGAGGACUUUCCGUUUAAUGUUCUCCCCUGACACAGUUUUAAAGCCAUCUCUUGCAAAUUAUGUUGGCGUUCUAAGUGGUUUUUACACAGAACCCAACAAGCUUCUAUGUGAUUUUCCUGAAAAACAAAACAGGAGGCCUGCAAGAAAGUGACCAUAAAUUGUCUUGUCACUUUCUGUUUAUUUUUGUACCACAUUAGAAUGCAUUGUCAUGCGUAUUUUUGGUAGAAUAAAUUCUCCUUUGCUAUAAGUAGCUUUCUUAUUUUUUUCUUCCCCUCUUUCUCAAGACUCAUACUGAUUUCUUAUACUUCUUUUAGUCUAACAUGGUAAAUAAAAGUCUGGUCACAAUUUA